AUGUCUGCCGACUACGCCCUGUCUGCGUCUCACAAGGAGAUGCUGGAGAAGUCUCUCCUGGAGUCCGACCCCGAGGUCGCCUCCAUCAUGAAGGAUGAGGUCCAGCGCCAGCGCGAGUCCAUCGUGCUCAUCGCCUCCGAGAACAUCACCUCGCGGGCCGUCUUCGACGCCCUCGGCUCCCCCAUGUCCAACAAGUACUCCGAGGGCUACCCCGGCGCCCGCUACUACGGCGGCAACCAGCACAUUGACCAGAUCGAGCUGCUGUGCCAGAAGCGUGCCCUCGAGGCCUUCCACCUCGACUCCGACAAGUGGGGUGUCAACGUCCAGUGCCUGUCCGGCAGCCCUGCCAACCUCCAGGUCUAUCAGGCCAUCAUGCCCCCUCACGGCCGCCUCAUGGGCCUUGACCUCCCCCACGGUGGCCACUUGAGCCACGGCUACCAGACCCCCCAGCGCAAGAUCUCCGCCGUCUCCACAUACUUUGAGACCUUCCCCUACCGUGUCAACCUCGAGACUGGCAUCAUCGACUACGACCAGCUCGAGAAGAACGCCAUCCUGUACCGCCCCAAGAUCCUCGUCGCCGGUACCUCGGCCUACUGCCGCCUCAUCGACUACGAGCGCAUGCGCAAGAUUGCCGACCUCGUCGGCGCCUACCUCGUCGUCGACAUGGCCCACAUCUCCGGCCUCAUCGCCGCCGAGGUCAUCCCCACCCCCUUCAAGUACGCCGACGUCGUCACCACCACGACCCACAAGUCGCUCCGUGGCCCCCGUGGUGCCAUGAUCUUCUUCCGCAAGGGCGUCCGCUCCGUCGACGCCAAGACGGGCAAGGAGACCCUCUACGACCUCGAGAACCCCAUCAACUUCUCCGUCUUCCCCGGCCAUCAGGGCGGCCCCCACAACCACACCAUCACCGCCCUGGCCGUUGCCCUGAAGCAGGCCCAGACCGCCGACUUCAAGGCCUACCAGGAGCAGGUCGUCGCCAACGCCAAGGCCCUCGAGAAUACCUUCAAGACCCUUGGCCACAAGCUCGUCGCCGACGGCACCGACAGCCACAUGGUCCUCCUCGACCUCCGCCAGCACAGCCUGGACGGCGCCCGCGUCGAGGCCGUCCUCGAGCAGAUCAACAUUGCCUGCAACAAGAACUCCAUCCCCGGCGAUAAGAGCGCCCUGACCCCCUGCGGCAUCCGCAUCGGCACCCCCGCCAUGACCAGCCGUGGCUUCGGUGAGAAGGACUUCGAGCGCGUGGCCAAGUACAUCGAUGAGAGCAUCAAGAUCUGCAAGGACGUCCAGGGCGCCCUGCCCAAGGAGGCCAACAAGCUCAAGGACUUCAAGGCCAAGGUCGCCAGCGGCGAGGUUCCCCGCAUCAACGAGCUCCGCAAGGAGAUCUCGGCCUGGACCAGCGCCUUCCCCCUCCCCGUUGAGGGCUGGCGCCUCGACGCCGGCAUCUGA
This is a messenger RNA of Purpureocillium lilacinum, 1446 nucleotides long. The record is from RefSeq and is a predicted model, not a curated record. Lineage: Eukaryota; Fungi; Ascomycota; Sordariomycetes; Hypocreales; Ophiocordycipitaceae.